Cololabis saira (Pacific saury) is the source of this 2102-nucleotide messenger RNA. RefSeq names its product heterogeneous nuclear ribonucleoprotein H1 (gene hnrnph1). The record is from RefSeq and is a predicted model, not a curated record. Gene Ontology annotation, biological process: regulation of RNA splicing. Gene Ontology annotation, molecular function: RNA binding. Lineage: Eukaryota; Metazoa; Chordata; Actinopteri; Beloniformes; Belonidae. The transcript is spliced from 11 exons. Bases 182 to 1411 code for a protein of 409 amino acids. Gene Ontology annotation, cellular component: ribonucleoprotein complex; nucleoplasm.
GGGAGGGCUAAACGUUCCGGGUUACGGGUCCUGAAAGGGGGUUGGCUCCAGCCGAUCUGGCAACUGCGUGCUAGGGUUCAACCGCAUCACGUCGAUCCCGUCAUACAAACUCCGGCGUGUAGCAUCUACGCUCGCUCAGAUCAAAUUAAAAUCUGUCCUUAUCCACGUGUUGUAACCAGUCAUGGCUGAUGAGGGAUACGUUGUUCGAAUCAGGGGUCUUCCCUGGUCCUGUUCGGUGGAUGAAGUGCAGAGGUUUUUCUCAGGUACCGGUUGCAAAAUGCUUAACAAUGGAGGCGCAAUCCACUUCACCUACACAAGAGAGGGACGUCCAAGCGGGGAGGCAUUUGUGGAACUGGAGACGGAAGACGACCUGAAGAUUGCUGUGAAGAAGGACAGAGAAACGAUGGGUCACCGAUAUGUUGAGGUCUUUAAAUCCAACAAUGUGGAGAUGGAUUGGGUCAUGAAACACACUGGCCCAAACUGCCCAGAGACAGCGGGAGAUGGGCUUGUGCGUCUCCGGGGCCUUCCCUUUGGCUGCAGCAAGGAGGAGAUAGUACAGUUUUUCUCAGGGUUGGAAAUCGUGCCAAAUGGGAUAACAUUGCCGGUGGACAUCCAGGGGAGGAGUACGGGGGAGGCCUUCGUGCAGUUUGCUUCACAGGAUAUAGCUGAAAAGGCUCUAAAGAAACACAAGGAAAGAAUAGGGCACAGGUACAUUGAGAUCUUCAAGAGUAGCCGUGCCGAGGUGCGAACUCAUUACGAACCCCAGCGGAAGCCCAUGGGCAUGCAGAGACCUGGCCCCUAUGACCGGCCCUCUGGCGGUCGUGGUUACAACAUGAUGGGCAGAGGCGGAUCCUAUGACAGAAUGCGUCGAGGCGGCUAUGGCGGGGGUGUAUCGGAUGGACGAUAUGGCGAUGGUGGCUCUUCAUUUCAGAGCACAACAGGCCACUGUGUCCACAUGAGAGGCCUGCCUUACAGAGCCACAGAGACAGAUAUCUACAACUUCUUCUCUCCUCUAAAUCCUGUGCGGGUUCAUAUUGAGAUCGGCCCCGAUGGUCGGGUCACUGGGGAGGCAGAUGUCGAGUUUGCAACUCACGAAGAUGCCGUGGCGGCCAUGUCCAAAGACAAAGCCAACAUGCAACACCGCUAUGUGGAGCUGUUCUUAAACUCAACAGCAGGUGGCAGUAAUGGAGCCUAUGGCAGCCAAAUGAUGGGUGGCAUGGGGAACCAGUCAUCUUACAGCGGAGGCCAGCUAAGCUCAGGGUACUCUGGUGGAUACAGCAGCCAAGGAAAUAUGGGAGGCUACAGUGAUUACAGUAACCAGGGCGGAAUGGGAAGCAGUUACUAUGGCGGCAGUGGUGGAGGAGGAAGUAGAGGCUCAAUGAAUGGACUUGGCGGGGGGUGGGGAAUGUAGUAAUUUUUGUUUAUUUUUCUUCUCCCCCUCCCCUUUUUUUUAAUUCAGCAUUUUGCAAGAAGAACUGGAAAAUAAAGUAUGAGGCUGUUUUGAAAAUACAGCAGAGGGGUUGCGCUUUUUUUUUUUUCCUUUUUUUUUUUUUUUUUGAAGUGGAUGAGCUACAGAGAGAAUUCUAAGUUGUCAUAAGAAAUGUCUUGAGAUGUCAUCUUUCCCAUUCCUCACAGAUCUGACACAUUACAAAAACCGUGCUUUAAUUUCCAUUUCCCAGAAGCGUUGCUUUGUGUUACUGUUCACCAAACAUCCAGCUGUUCCUCAUGGUUAACUCUUCCUGUGCUGGUAGAUUUAACAUGUAAUUCAAAGUCUGAGUGCAUGAGUGGGAAAAAUUGUAAAUGUCCGGUGUCUUGAUGUUUUAGACCUCAUUUUUCUUCUUCUACAUUGUGUUUAGGUUGUUUCUUUUUCAGUUAAGAUGUUAUAAUCUCAAUUCAGUCCUUUUACAUGAUCUGAGUGUUUGGCUUUCUACAGUGUUUUUUUUUUUCCCCUCCCUUUUUUGCGGAUGAAGGCUGUAUAUCAAGGGCAAUUGAAUUUCACAUUUGCUACGAUGGAGGUUUUUACUGCUUCAAAUGCCAUUUGUAUUUUUUGUGCACAAAGUCAAUAAACUAGUCUGGAAUAUCCAAUUAUCCAGUUGAACCAA